UUGCGAAAAAAUGAAAAUGCUCUUUCUGGCAUUCCUCAUUUUACUUCUGACCCAUUAUUCUGUUCAAAUACCAGUAAACAAUUCUGGCUCAGAACCCGCUUCUAGAUUUGCAAUGCUGGAUGACGUGAGGAUUUUAGCCAACGGACUGCUUCAGCUGGGACAUGGUCUAAGAGAUUUUGUCCAGAAAACUAAAGAUCAAGUGAAUGAAAUAUUUGAAAAAAUUAGUAUUUUCGACAGAUCUUUCACUGAACUCUCAAAGGAAACCAACGGGAUCAAACAUAAUGAACAGGAACUGAAAAAACAUACUGCAAUUCUACAAGCCAAAAAUGAUGAGCUAAAAACUAUGUCACUUGACAUCAAAGAAAAAUUAAACAGCAUUGUGGAAAAUCAGACUUUUCUAGAAACAAAAGUAGAAGGUCUGGAAGACAAACUAUACAAACUGAAUGAAAUCAAAUCAGAAAUAUUGGAGAUAAAGAAGAUCCCAUCUCUAAAAGUUCUUAUUGAAGAACAAACCAAAAAUAUCAAAAGCCUGAUCAAUACUUUACAGAAGCAACACAGUAACCUGGACAAGCAGAGCCAUCAAACACAGAAACUGGAAGAAAAGUAAUUCUCAGGGGCAUUUUUCUUUCACGGAAAUAAAAUUCUAGAAUUGCUGUGUCACAUUUAGGAGAUUAUUGAACUGGCCAGAACUGUCAAAAUAUUGAUAAUAAGAACAAUUUCACGCCAAUAGCCAGUUUCAACCCCACACUAGAGUUUACAUAGUAUCUUGAUUGAUAAUUGGCUUUGCCAAAACGUACAGACCAGCAAGACCUGUGUCCAAGCCCCAGAUUGUACGUUGCCUGAUGAUAACAGGAAAUUACAACUAUCCUCAGUGAUUGUGUACAUCAAAUGAAACAUGAUCGAGCUUAGAAAUUCUGCUGCUCUCAUUCAGCCAGUCAAUAAUCAUGAGCAAGAUGCACAAGGAAGCAUGUCCAAUCUAUUUUAAAAAGUGCAAGGUCAAAAGCAAAACUUGAUGGCCAGUUAAGUUAGAAAAACUACUAGCUAUAAAGAAUGAGCUUAAAAAGAACUUUUUCUAAAAUAUAAACAUUUACGCAGAGCAUUACUUUAGGCUUAGGACUGUGGUGUACCGUCUUGGAAGAUGCACCCACAUUAAUUUUAUAGCAGCAUGUUGAUGAAUUUGGCAGUAGAGCCAGAACUCUGAUAAAGAUAAAGGAAGGGUUAAAAGACCCAAAGGGUCAUAUUGGAGAAGCAAGCAACAUUUCUCACAAAAUUCUGUCCUAUUAGUUUAAGAGCCUCAAUCAAGGAUUAGCUCACUCUGUAAAAAAGUGAGCAGAUAAUCUGCAGGAGAGGGCAAAUAAAUACAUUAUGCAUUUUUGAUAGAAAAUGGUAGCUUUGAGGUAAAAUCAAAGGAAAAAGGCAUUUCAUUUUAAGAGAGGGAGAGAGGGAGAGGGAGAAACCAAAAGGAGGAGAAUCUGCAAUCAACAGAACAUAGCAGAAGAGAUCCAUGUCACUGUCCCUCAGAAGAUAAGCCUCAGUCACUUCAAGGAACAGACUACAACUAUCACUGUUCUGAUGUUUUGUUUCUCUGUACAGGCCACAACUUGUGUAGUAAAUCUGUUAUGCAAAUAAAAAAACACCUGUCUCCAUUGUCAUUUGCUAUACUCAUAAACCAGUCUCUUUUGUUAAAUUAAUUAUGGAUUGGCAAACCUUGACAUG
Mobula hypostoma (lesser devil ray) is the source of this 1716-nucleotide messenger RNA. It is a transcript of the gene angptl3, whose product is annotated as angiopoietin-like 3. The record is from RefSeq and is a predicted model, not a curated record. Gene Ontology annotation, biological process: regulation of lipid metabolic process; triglyceride homeostasis. The transcript is spliced from 2 exons. The coding region runs from base 11 to 607 and encodes 198 amino acids. NCBI's taxonomy places the organism in Eukaryota, Metazoa, Chordata, Chondrichthyes, Myliobatiformes, Myliobatidae.